AUGAAAUACGAAAAUAAACUUCGUAGGCAAGAUUACCAUGGCAUAAAUGGCAAUGUCUCGUUAGAUCGCCGUAGUGAAUUUGUGCAAUCACCAAAUCGUUACGAUCUUUCACUGGGCUCUGAUAAAUCUGCGUCAUCACGAAAUGGAACGACAACAUAUGAUGUUUUUGAAGCGGAAAGAAAUAAUCAAGAAAACAUAAUAAACAACAACACAAUGGUCUCGUCACCCACGUCUAUUGGAUCGACACAGACAAAUGGAAACAAUGGAACAUUAGACAGAAAUACUGACACGUAUAAGAAGAAAUGGCCUACCGAUAAAGCUUAUUUUCUGAGCAAGGAAAUUUUAAUGACAGAAAGAACUUACAAACGUGAUCUUGAUGUCAUUAAUUCUCGUUUUCGUAAAAUGCUUGGACCAGAAGACGUUGAAAACCUUCAACCACUCUUUGACUAUUUCGAUUCUAUGGUGCAACAUCAUUCAAUCUUUCUUCGUGACUUGGAACAUCGCAUUGUUGUGUGGGAGAAUCGUGGCGAAGAGACGCAUCGAAUUGGCGAUGUUAUGCUUAAGAAUAUGGUUGUUUUACCGAUUUAUGAAGAGUACGUUGAAGUUCAUCGAGAAAUUCUUCAAAGACUCAACGAUCUUUUCACAUCCGAUGAUCGAUUCCAACAGAUUUACAAAGAGUUUGAACAAGAAAAGGCUUGUUAUCUUCCAAUUUGUUUCUUUCUACUUAAACCACUCCAUCGUUUGCUGCAUUAUCAAACUUUAAUGGAGUUACUACUUGAGUAUUAUUCUGAUGAAAAUAUGGACAAAACAGACGUUCAAGGUGCUUUGGUUAUGCUUUCACGGACAAACGAGACGAUUCGUGAGGCAAUCAACGAGUCUGAAAACUUUGUGUUACUUUGUGAGAUUCAACGUGAUUUGAGUGGAUUCGAUUCGCUUGUUCAAGAUGAAAGAAAGCUUAUUAGGCAAGGUUGUUUAUUAAAGCAUUCAAGACGAGGUUUACAACAGCGAAUGUUCUUCUUAUUCACCGAUGUUCUUAUCUAUGCAAGCAAGCCACAAUUCUUGCAAACAUUUAAGGUGUUAGGUCAUGUUCCAGUGCGUUCAUUAUUAACAGAAAAUUCCGAGCAUAAUUCCUUCGUGAUUUUCGGUGGUGGAAUUUCAAUCACGGUAUCAGCUGGAACAACUUUCGAGAAGAACUUGUGGAUGGAAGAAUUACAAAAAGCUGCUACAAGUCUGAAAUAUCGUACGCCACAACUACAAACAACUUUCAAUGGAAUGAAGUGUUGCACUUCAUCUGAAGAAGGUCUCGAGAUGUGUGGAUUAAAUGUCAUGACACCGACUAGUGUUAAAGCUCCAACAUCAAGAAACAAUACGGCAUUGCAUGUAUGUUGGCAUCGUGGAGUGACGAUAAGCCUCGAUGAUCAUAUCAAAUCUUCGGAAAAUCAUAUCUCAGGAUAUUUGUUGAGAAAGUUUAAAAACUCUUCGGGAUGGCAAAAAUUAUGGGUCGUCUUAACACAAUUCUGCUUAUUCUUCUACAAGAGUUAUAAUGACGAAAUUCCUUUAGCAUCUUUGCCUCUCUUGGGAUAUUCAGUUGGACCACCAGACGUUCAAGAUGCUGUUCAGAAAGAUUUUGUUUUUAAACUCUCCUUUAAGAAUCACACAUACUUCUUCAGAGCUGAGAGCGAAAUCAGUUAUGAAAGGUGGUUGGAUAAUCUUAAAGGCAUUUGCAAUCAAAAAUAUAUUAGAUCGUAG
Molecule: messenger RNA, 1749 nt
Organism: Clunio marinus
Lineage: Eukaryota; Metazoa; Arthropoda; Insecta; Diptera; Chironomidae
Source: the annotation of a GenBank genome assembly